AUGGGAUUAAUCCGCAACUCCCCCAAUUUAUUUAUAACUUGUUGUGUAGCGGAACCCACAGGCUCACCCGAGGGCAUCAACACAGCUCUUGAUCGGCAUGAGAGAAGUCACACAGGUGAGAAGCCGUAUUCCUGUUCUGAGUGUGGGAAAUGUUUUGCACAGAAAUCACAUCUUGUUACACAUCAGAGAAGUCACACAGGUGAGAAGCCAUUUUCCUGUUCUGAGUGUGGGAAAUGUUUUGCAUAUAAAUCACAUCUGGUUACACAUCAGAGGAGUCACACAGAUGAGAAGCCAUUUUCAUGCUGUGAGAGAAAUAAAUCCGCUCUUGUUGAACACAUUAGACAUUACCCAAGUACGGAACCAUUUACAUCUUCUGGAGUAUAAUUAUCACUGUCGUCCAAUGUUCCUCGGGUGAAUCCUAUCUCCUAUGCUUUAUAAAAUAUACAUGCUACCACUGGGUGAUAUAAUCAGACGUCAUGGCCUGGUCUACCACUGCUAUGCAGAUGACCUGCUUUUUGCUCCAUGUACUGAGAACCGAAUACCAAUAAAUGGUUGUCUAGCUGAGCGCCAGGGGUGGAUGAUGCCAGUUGGCUGUGACUCAGUCUUUGUGAAACAUAAUAGAAGCUCCCCAACAAAGGACAAGACUACAGCUUUACCAACCAUCUGGAUUUAUGCUUUGGUGUUCAGAAUUGCAAAAUUCUGAACAUGUGCUGAAUCCUUCUGUUUUGUGGCUGACACAGACAUCAGGUAUCCGCCACAUACAAAUCCUCGUUCUUUCAUCUGUGGACCAUAGCCAGAAUCAAGCACUUGAUUCCCUCAGGAGUUCAUAGACUACUGCAAUGCCAUCUACCUGUGUCACCCAGCAAAAGAAUUACAGAGCUUGCAGCUAGUACAGAAUGCAGCAGCCAAGCUGUUACCUAACCAGCCCGUUCCUGCCUCCUAACACCCAUUCUCUACUCCCUUCACCGGCUGCCUGCAAGAUGACAAAUCUAUUUCAUUAUUGGCUAACUGACCUUCCCAGCCCAACAUUACAUGGUCCAAGGUACUAGAAGCAGCUUCUGCCUCAUUACUGCCCUGCUUGCUGGCUUCUACAGAUGAAGGACUGUUACCAGCAGUACCAAGAAUCUCCUGGCAUUCAUUUAUGGGUUGAACUUUUAGUUUUGCAGCCCUGAACAUGGAACUCACUGCCUUGCACUGUAAGAAGCCUCCACUCUAGAGACCUUCACAAGCAGACUGAUGACUGUUACUCACGCUUUUCAUUAAUGUACCUCUAUUUACUUCCUAAAUAAUACAUCCCAAAUGCUUAGGUCUUUUUUCUGCUGUUUAUUUUGUAUCUUGUGCUUUGUGUGAAUGUCUAAUGCCAGUUUACACAAUCUGUAUUGCUGCACGACAAUAUGGCGGCAAUUGGAAUGUGUUUUCACUUUUUCUAGUUUGCCUAACUUGUUGCAGACACUCAUCUUGACCUGGAGUGUUUUGGGAUACAAGAUCCUAUCCAUAUAUACCCUGUACAUUACCAUGUGCAUUAGAGUCACCCGGGUUCCAUCUGCAGUGGUUUGUUGUAUGUUACAUCUAUAUGGUGCGGAUACUCCCCUGUAUGAUUUCAUAAUAAAAGCUUUU
Messenger RNA from Pseudophryne corroboree (corroboree frog), 1617 nucleotides. RefSeq names its product gastrula zinc finger protein XlCGF17.1-like. NCBI's taxonomy places the organism in Eukaryota, Metazoa, Chordata, Amphibia, Anura, Myobatrachidae. The transcript has 2 exons. Gene Ontology annotation, biological process: regulation of transcription by RNA polymerase II. The coding region runs from base 1 to 384 and encodes 127 amino acids. The record is from RefSeq and is a predicted model, not a curated record. Gene Ontology annotation, molecular function: DNA-binding transcription factor activity, RNA polymerase II-specific; RNA polymerase II cis-regulatory region sequence-specific DNA binding.